Molecule: messenger RNA, 201 nt
Organism: Symbiodinium sp. CCMP2592
Lineage: Eukaryota; Dinophyceae; Suessiales; Symbiodiniaceae
Source: the annotation of a GenBank genome assembly
GCUUCGGCACACCGGGGCCUCGAUUCUCAGUGGCACCGACUCGGUUCGCUCGUCGCGGACGGGCAGCCGUGCUGGGGAUGUGGAGCCAGAGGACAUGGGCUACGCACGGCAAGAGCAGAAUCCUGGACCUGCUGCCCUCGAGCGGCCCCCACCGAUGGUACCCAUGCCGGGCGGGGCUUUCCCGGUGCUCGACGCGCCCUG